Triticum dicoccoides is the source of this 903-nucleotide messenger RNA. RefSeq lists its product as uncharacterized. Lineage: Eukaryota; Viridiplantae; Streptophyta; Magnoliopsida; Poales; Poaceae. The record is from RefSeq and is a predicted model, not a curated record. Bases 1 to 660 code for a protein of 219 amino acids. The transcript has 4 exons.
AUGGCCAUGGAUCUAGCAGCAUGGGAGGUUCUAUUCUCGAACGAUGCAAAGAUCCAGGUUACUGCUAUGAUCCGUCAUUUUGAAAAUUCCCCAUGGCAAUGUCAUCUCCCGAUCCACUCGUCUCAUCUCACCGAACCUCGCCCCGCGGCAGCCCUGGAAUACUACCGUCCAGAAACUCCCCGGCUACCUCCCGCAGCACCGGCGCGAGGACCUGGGCGACGGGGCGGGGCGAGGUCCUGGAGGCAACCCCGUAGUGGUCGCGAGAGGGAGCCGCGGGCGCGAGGACAUGGGUCAGGAGCUGGCCGAAGACGCCGGUGCGAGGACUCCCCAACGGCCCUGCCGACGCCGGCGCGAGUUCCUGGAGUCGAACCCCCGGCUGGGCUUGGCGUAGUGGUUGACCAACGGAGCAAGGUUGGCAAAAAAGGAGCAUUUCAAAGCUUGGCAUUAUUUCAGCAUAGUCACAACGUAGGGGGAGCAACGUCGUCAGCAACUUUGAAGGCCACGUUGUUGCAAUCUUCCAAAUGUGCUAGCAGCAAAAAAAGGAUGAGUAAAUUACAGGCAAGCAGGAACCAGCAGCUGCUUCUUCCAUCAAUUCUUCAAUCUUUGCUCCAUAUUUUUGCUCAUAACUAUCCAUCAGUUCCAAGUUUGCAUAGAGGUUGAACUUCUUGUUUCAAAUACUUGGAGACGCUUUUGAUCCAGUGGCAACUUGCGGGCGUAAAUAAUGUAUUCCCUCCGUUCCAAAAUAGAUGACUCAACUUUGUACUAACUUUAGUAAAGUUGGCUCAUCUAUUUUGGAACGGAGGGAGUACGUUAUAAUGUCACUGAAGGGAGUUUCAUAGUUCAUAUUGUAUGUCAUGGACGCUGUUAGAUUAUGGUCAAUCCAUUUCAUGCAGUUUACUUUCA